AUGAAGUCUUUCGCGAACCUCCUCAUCCUCGCUCCCAUCGCAUCUGCGGCCCUCACGUCCUCGACCCAAAGCGAUGUCACCAACGGCAGCGGCUGCAAGGCCAUGACCGUACUCUUCGCUCGCGGCACAACCGAGAUCGGAAAUAUGGGCACCGUUGCCGGACCGCCUUUUGUAUCUGCCAUUGGCAAGAUGAUGGGUGGUGCACAGAACCUGGCUGUCCAGGGUAUCCAGUAUCCUGCCGACGUCCCCGGAUUCUUGGCUGGUGGCGAUGCCAGAGGUAGCAUGUUGAUGGCGAAGAUGGUCGGCCAGGUCAUGACUGCCUGCCCAAAUACCGCGCUUGUCAUGGCAGGCUACUCUCAGGGUGGACAACUCGUCCACAAUGCAGCGUCUAUGCUGACCGCAGACCAGUCUGCGUUUGUCAAGAGUGCAGUCAUCUUUGGUGACCCGAACAAUGGCGAUGCUGUCGGUAAAGUCGGUGCUGCCAGUACCAAGGUCAUCUGCCACACCGGUGACUUGAUCUGUGCUGGCCAGAGUGUCAUCCUUGCUCCUCAUCUGACAUAUGGUCGCGACGCCAACACUGCUGCUGCAUUUGUCAUGUCGACUGCAGGUACUGCUGCAAAACGCUCCACUGCCGCUUCCGCCAAGCUUGUAGUCGGCAAGGUUGCUAACAGCUUCUCUGGUUGA
Messenger RNA from Didymella exigua CBS 183.55, 684 nucleotides. RefSeq names its product carbohydrate esterase family 5 protein. The transcript has 2 exons. Gene Ontology annotation, biological process: carbohydrate catabolic process. Bases 1 to 684 code for a protein of 227 amino acids. Gene Ontology annotation, molecular function: cutinase activity. Gene Ontology annotation, cellular component: extracellular region. NCBI's taxonomy places the organism in Eukaryota, Fungi, Ascomycota, Dothideomycetes, Pleosporales, Didymellaceae. The record is from RefSeq and is a predicted model, not a curated record.